Molecule: messenger RNA, 4135 nt
Organism: Xenopus tropicalis (tropical clawed frog)
Lineage: Eukaryota; Metazoa; Chordata; Amphibia; Anura; Pipidae
Gene: rapgef3
Product: Rap guanine nucleotide exchange factor 3
Exons: 27
Coding region: 758-3469 (903 amino acids)
Biological process (GO): intracellular signal transduction; small GTPase-mediated signal transduction
Molecular function (GO): guanyl-nucleotide exchange factor activity
Source: RefSeq, a predicted model, not a curated record
UUGGUCCCUCCCCUGCCCGACUCCAGUCCGGGAGCUGCUGUUGCUGCUGCUAUGGGGAAUCCUGUGCACUUUCCUUUGGCUGAGGGCUGGCACACAGCUAGAACCUGCCUGACUGCUCUCUCUUUGCCCCGGGCUUGUUGUGGUAUUUGCACGGUUCCUAGAGACGUGGCUACAUACAGACAACUGCAUCAUGACUACGUGUUAUAACUGAGGGCACUGUACCCCAGGUCUGGCACUGGAUAUAUCACUGCUUUGGCACAGAUUUUGGGACACACAGUGUUUGACAGUCUUUGACUUAUCACUGGUCUCCUUCACUGCCCCUUGGCAGGGGGCGCUAGCGUUCACUCAUUUAAUAAGCAGGGAACUCCUCAGCACUAGGAAAGGAGAACGACUUGCAGCGGGACUGGGCACACAAACUGGCACUACUGGCAAUCAAACAUUCUACCUGUGGCACCAUUCUUUUUCUCUGCCUGCAUGCCAAGGACUAUUCCCACCAAACAUUCUGCACAGCUUUUGAGGGCACCACAAUAAUUUCUUCCUGUACUUCUGCACUGGUCAAUACAUUUCAUUUUACAAUGGCCAUCACAGCAAGCAGCAGCUUUAAAUCAUCUUGUGGCCCACUGUUCAUAUAUAUGAAGGUGCCAAUAUAGCGUGACCUGGAAUCGAUACCAUCAUAUUGCCUUCUCCAUUCCCUGCCGGAUAGGAUUAUUUUCAAUGCAGGGUUCUUUCUGCUGAACUCUCCCUGUGGGAUUUGUGAAUGAGAAUAAUAGGGCAGCAGCUGCGGAAUCCCUGUGGUAUGAGGCACAGGAACAAGAUGCACUUCUUCAGGACCUACUCCUAUGAGAUUCAGGUGGAGCAGAGAUUGGAUAUUCACAGCCGCAUCCAAGGCAUCAGAUGGACACCGUUACCUGAUAUUAAGUCUCAAGAAGAAUACAAGCAGACUGUGAAACAGGUGGUAACACAUAAAGUCUGGAGGGCAGCAAAAGUUUUGCACACUUACCUGCUUACCGUGUCUCCAGCCAUGAUGCGUGACAGGAAACACCAUUUCCGCAGCCACCGACAAUGCUGCUCAGGGAAGGAGCUUGUUGACUGGUUACUGGGCAUCAGUCAUGGCCUGCAGUCCCGAAGCCAAGCCGUGGGGAUAUGGCAGGUGCUGGUGGAUGAAGGAGCCCUUGUGCAUGUGAGACAAGAGCCCAAUUUCCAUGAUAAAGACUCCCAAUUUUAUCGAUUCGUGAAAGCAGAACUACACGUUGACCCCUUGCUGACUGACAAAGAUACAGAAGAAGAAGUGCAAGAGUCCUUGGUAUUACUGUCUCAGUUGGGACCAGCAGCGUUGCUAACCAUGAUUUUACGCAAACCCCCUUGCCAGCGUACUGAAGAAGAGCUGGAAGUGAUAUUUGAGGAGUUACUUCACAUCAAGGCGGUGUCCCAUCUUUCCAACUCGGUGAAAAAGGAAUUGGCUUCUGUUUUGAUAUUUGAGUCUCAUGCGAAAGCUGGUACAGUGUUGUUCAAUCAAGGAGAUAAGGGCACCUCCUGGUAUAUUAUAUGGAAAGGUUCUGUAAACGUAAUUACACAUGGGAAGGGCCUGGUUGCUACACUUCACGAGGGAGAUGAUUUUGGGCAGUUGGCUCUUGUAAAUGAUGCCCCAAGAGCUGCUACCAUAGUCUUGCGGGAAGACAACUGCCAUUUUCUGCGUGUGGACAAGCAUGACUUCAAUCGCAUUCUUCGGGAUGUAGAAGCUAACACAGUUCGUCUGAAAGAACAUGGGAAGGUGGUAUUAGUUUUGGAGAAAAAUCCACAAAUAUCAGCUGGAAACAACCACCAACCAGCAGGGGCCUCCAACCAAAAGUACACUGUCAUGUCUGGGACAGCUGAUAAAAUCCUGGAACACUUACUAGAGACUAUAAAGCUGGAUUCAUGCACAGAAGACUCCUUUGCAGGUGAUUUCCUCUUGACUCACAGUAUCUUCAUGCCAACAACCCAACUGUGCCAAGCUUUGCUGCACCAGUUCAACGUGGAGCCGUCAGAAGUGAAUGAGCCAGAAAAGGCAACCUAUUCCCUUCAUAAGCGGCAGAACAUCCUGCACCUGGUGAGCCUGUGGGUAGCUCUGUAUGGGAAGUUACUGGAGGCUGAGCCAAGUGCCAAGAGCUUCCUAGAGAAACUUUCAGAACAUGUCAGCAGAGAUCCACGGCUCCUUGCCUUUUGGAGAGAGAAUCUUCAGGAUAGGCGGAAAACCAGAACAUUGGAGGUGAGCAGUGGGAAUCACUCUCCCCAAAUAAAGAUCAACAGCUUUGGGAACCUUUUUUCCAGUCUGGAGGAGGACGCAUCUAGUAACACAUAUACUAUUCGAGCAGGAGACAAAGUGCCUUAUGAUAUUUAUCGACCAGACCACUCCUGCAUCACCACAAUGCUGCCUGUGAAUGCCUCGGUGCAAGAGGUGAUAUCAUCAUUAGCAACAAAAAAUGGAUAUAACAGAGAUCAAAUCGUGGUAAAAGUCAACUCAAGUGGAGAAAGGGUCUGUCUAAAGCAUGAGGACACUGGCGUAUUCACGUCUUUAGGGCUCAACGAAAGAAUUUUCAUCUGCUACAAUCAUGAACUGAACAAUGUGACCCCCCUCCCUGAACAACUGGGACCAAACACCAGCAGCUCUGAUAUUCUGGAACUGAUCAGUUCAAAGGACCUGGCUCACCAGAUGACGGAUAAUGACUGGAACCUGUUUAAGAGCAUCCACCAAGUGGAGUUGAUUUAUCACACGUUUGGGAAGCAGAGGUUUCGUAACGCAACUACUGCUAACCUUGAGCGGUUCAUGAGGCGAUUCAAUGAAGUUCAGUUCUGGGUGGCUACUGAGGUAUGCCUAUGCCAAGAGGAGGAGCGGAGAGCACUGCUUCUAAAAAAGUUCAUCAAACUCGCCGCUUACCUCAAGGAGCAGAAAAAUCUGAACUCAUUCUUUGCAGUAAUGUUCGGUCUCAGUAACACAGCCGUCAGCCGCUUGUCCAGAACCUGGCAGAAACUGCCAAACAAAUUCAGGAAGCUAUAUUCAAUAUUUGAGAGGCUCAUGGACCCCUCGUGGAACCAUCGAUCUUACAGACUUGCUGUAGCAAAACUAAGUGCCCCUCUUAUCCCAUUUCUUCCACUUAUCCUUAAAGACCUCACGUUCCUACAUGAGGGAAACAGAAGCACAUUGGACAGCCUGGUAAACUUUGAGAAAAUGCGCAUGAUUGCAAAGACAGUUCAGAUGUUCCACAGCUGCCGCAGCCAGGCCUACAUUCCUCUCUCACCUUUGAGACCUCGACCUGUAAACAUCCUUGAGGAUCCUAGUGCUGCGCGGAUAUCUGCAUGUUCAGAGCACUCAAUGACGUUAAGAAGCCCAGCUACAACAUGGGCUUAUAUUCAGCAUAUGAAAGUGAUUGAUAAUCAGAAGAAACUGAUGGAAUUGUCCCGUAGCCUGGAGCCUGCCUCUUCUACAUGAUUAUUAUAUAAGAGAACCACAGACUGGAACUAAGACUGCAACUGAGUCCCUGUAUCAGGGUCAAGAUUAACACACUACUAUUGUAUCGGCACUCCAGCUCUUGGAUUGUGGUAUCUACAUUCCCCGCAGUAUUCACAAUUUUGUUUCUUUAUGGUUUCCUUUAAGCAUUGGGGAUGUUUAUCCUGUGGAAUACAUCAGUCUAACUGAAAUGUUUGUUGCUGCUUAAAGCACCUCCAGAUAGAACCUGAGCAACGUCUUCCAUUCUCUGAGGCAAGGAAGGGAUCCAUCUAAUUGAUCUCAGCACUGUGUCCAUUACUGUACUUGUAAAAAGAUGAUCUUUUUUAUUUGUGGCAGACAUUUAAAGUAAAAUGGUUCUUUGGACUAAAAAGCAUCUCUCACAAUUUUCAAGACUAAAUCAACUGAAUUCAGUUUGUAAGAAUAUUGUAUUAGUUAUGUGCAAGAACCAUUUAACUAAACUGCUCCGAUCUACAUGAAGUUAUUCAGACAUUCCAUGGAGGAUUCAUGAACGAGACUUAACCAGUGAUACAGCAGAAGAACUGUAGAACAGCCAAGGAACUUGCUGGAAUUCUGAAAACAUAAGAAAAUAUGAUUGCCACUUGUUUAAAAUGGGUGGGCAAAAACUUGAUAAACAAGAAUUACUCUUUG